CCCGGGUUGGUGCCGGCUCACGUCCCGACUUGGGUCCGGGCUAAGUCCGGGCUCAGGUCCCAGUGCCCGAAGUCACAAGGCCGGUAGGUAGGGCCCCAGAGCCGGCGAGCCCCAUGGAGCCGCGCGCCGGGGAUGGCAGCUUUUUGGGAGACGUGGGUACGUGCUUCGCGCCGCAGAGGCCAAGGGCACCACACAGGGGCUGGAGCCCAGACCAGGAUAUCAGCUCUUGGGGACAGAGUUUCUGGGUGGAGCGCACCCCUGUGCAUGAGGCGGCUCAGCGGGGCGAGAGCCUUCAACUUCAGCAGCUGAUUGAGAGUGGAGCAUGUGUUAAUCAGGUCACCGUGGACUCCAUCACACCCCUUCAUGCUGCCAGUCUGCACGGCCAGGCCCAGUGCGUGCAGCUGCUGCUGGCAGCUGGUGCCCAGGUGGAUGCGCGCAACAUUGAUGGCAGCACCCCUCUUUGUGACGCUUGUGCCUCAGGCAGCAUCGAGUGUGUGAAGCUCUUGCUAUCCUAUGGGGCGAAGGUCAACCCUCCUCUGUACACAGCAUCCCCACUGCACGAGGCCUGCAUGAGUGGGAGUUCUGAAUGUGUGCGGCUUCUUAUUGAUGUUGGGGCCAAUCUGGAAGCUCACGACUGCCAUUUCGGGACCCCUCUACAUGUUGCCUGUGCGCGAGAGCAUUUGGACUGCGUCAAAGUGUUGCUCAAUGCAGGGGCCAAUGUGAAUGCAGCGAAACUACACGAGACCGCCCUUCAUCAUGCGGCCAAAGUAAAGAAUGUCGACCUCAUUGAGAUGCUCAUAGAGUUUGGAGGCAACAUCUACGCCCGGGACAACCGGGGGAAGAAGCCCUCGGACUACACGUGGAGCAGCAGCGCCCCGGCCAAGUGCUUUGAGUACUAUGAAAAGACACCUCUUACGCUCUCACAGCUCUGCAGGGUGAGCUUGAGGAAGGCCACUGGUGUUCGAGGGCUAGAGAAAGUCGCCAAGUUAAACAUCCCUCCACGGCUCAUCGACUACCUUUCGUAUAACUGAGCUGCAAGCAGGGGCUGGAUAGGCUGGUGACUUGCCUGGCUAUCGCCUCGCUGUGCCUAGCCUUGGGCCCUAAGGAGUUCUGCCUGUUUCUCUGAAACACUGUCGUUGCUAUAGAUAGAUUGACACUGCGCUGUGUUCUUUUUGGCUGUCCUUUUGACGUCUUCCUCUGAACCCUGGAGAACAUCUCUGAAGCACCAGGUGGCCUGUGUCUGAUGUCACAGUUGUGGAUGUAACCCUUGCUAGUCUUCUGGAACUAAUGCUGUCAUUCCAGGCUGGGCUCAGUUCUCCAGCUUUCCUCUUGUCACUGACUUCCCUCAAAGGCACUCAGGACAGACAGUUCAAGGUGCACAGGGAAUGCUGGGAACUCAGGACACUGAUGCUGAUUUUCCUAUAUCUGGGUGCUAUGCCACAGAAGAAGCAUCAGGUUCUAAGCACCUGACCCAGUGACCUGGGAUGACCAUUCUGCUGGCAUUUUGCUACUCGGACAGUCUUUCUGGGGCAGCAGCUGGCACUUUCCAAGGUCUCCCUGCACCCAGGUAUAUCUCUCAGGGGCUUACAGAUCAGAGUGGAGAAGGCUCAGCCUUUGUACCCUGACAUCUAGCAGUGUUUCAUAGGACUCAAUUCUUUUUAAAAAGUUUAUGUUGGGUCUAGAGAGAUAGCUCAGGACCAGAGUUCAGUUCCCACCACCCACACCAGGCAGCUUACAAUGGUCUAUUACUUCAGCUCCAGGGGAUCCGACACCCUCUUCUGGCCUCCUCAAGUAUUCACACAUAUAUAUGUAUAUACGCAUACACACACACACACACACACACACAGAGAGAAGCAUACAAAAAUAGUAAUAAAAUCUUUUUAAAAGAUUUAAAAGUUUAUGUUGGAAAAUCUUUAGAAUAUGUAUACACACAUAUAUGUAUAUAUAUGUCCCUAUGCAUAUAUGUAUGCUGUAACAAGAUUUAUAAUGAGCCAUGUAAACAAUAUAAACAAUAGGUAAUAUGAAAGCCUGUAUUCCCUUGGGUAGUUAUUUCCAGUGUUAAGGGCUGUUAGAAGACUCUUUGAGACAGGGUCUCACCAUGUGACUCUGGCUGCCCUGAAACUUGCUAUGUAGAUUAGGCUGGCCUCGAACUCAUAGAAAUCCACCUGCCUCUGCCUCUUUCAGGAUUGUUGUUCAUUUGUUUCUCUAUUUGCCAAAUGGAGUCUUCACCCACCCUUUAAAGAUAAUUCUUUGAAGCUGCAAAGCUAGUAAAACUGAGUGGCAGUACCCCAGCACCCAUGAAUUCAUUUUUCUUGCUUCUGGAAUGUCUAUCAUGCAUAAGACAUCAAUGCAAGACUUGAAUCAGAUGAGAAUGAGAUUCAUCAAUCAAGGCAGGAAAGGAAAGUGGGCACAAUCCCUUCCUAAAGUAAUAAAAAUGAGCCCUACAUUGUGGAUGAAACAUCAAGUCUUGCAUUUGGACUGAAUUUUCAUGAUUAACAUUCAAUAUUUUUUUGGGGGGGGUGGGUUCAAGACAGGGUUUCUUUUUUGUGUUGCUUUGGAACCUGUCCUGAGACUUGCUCUUUAGAUCAGGAUGACCUCGAACUUACAGAGAUCUGCCUACCUCUGCCUUCCAAAGUGCUAGGACUAAAGGCAUGUACCACCACCACCUGGCAACAUUCUAUAUCUUAAUAAUACUGAUAAAACCCCACAUACAACAGGCAAUACUAGAGAAUUUUCUACUAGUCAUUCUAUACCAAGAAAAGCCACCUUCUUUCUGUUAUAUAUAAGUUCUUAACAAAUCCAUGUUUCUGCAUGUAAUACUAAUAACAAUCACUUUAAAAGGGCAUUGGAUUCUGCCUCUUUCCUCUUUGUAAGAGUCUUGCCUCUAGCAAUAAAGCCCAAUACCAGCUCCAUCCAAUUUAUCUUUUAGUAUAGAAUAGAGUUCCUUCACCAUUAUUGCUCAAUAAAAGUAGCUGAAGUUGUGUCUUAUUUUCAAGGACACAUAUGCCAAGAUGGACUUCAUCCUGUGAAAGUGGAGUAGGGUCACUCCCCAUCAUGGAGACCCGAUGACAAGCAUUUUGGGUCCUGUGGUGACAUUUUGUUUAUGAUCUAACAAAUAAAGCUUGCCUGAGGAUCAGAGUGCAGAGAUAGCCACACUAGUUAGUCAUAGAGGCCAGGCAGUGGUGGCACACACCUUUAAUCCCAGUACUUGGGAGACAGAAGCAGACGGAUCUCUGUGAGUUCAAGGCCAUCCUGGGCUACACAAAAUUGAUAUAAAAAUUUUCUCUACAAGAGAGAGCUCACACAAAGGUGAUCCUGGCAUUUUGGGUCACACUUCUUUAAUUCCAGCAUUAGGGAGGUGGAGACAGGAGUGAUAUGGCUGGGUAGAGAGAGGAAUAUAAGGCAGGAAGAGACAGGAACUCAGUGCAUGUUGAGGAACAGCCUGAGGAUGCAGUCUGAAUGGCAGUCUGAGGACAGGAUCGCCCCUUUGGUCUGAGCAUUGGUAGAGGUAAGAGCUCUAGUGGCUGGCUACUCUGCUUCUCUAAUCCUUUAGCUUUCACCCCAAUAUCUGACUGCGAGUUUUUAUUAUUAAAACCAAUUAGAAUUCAUGCCUCACUAUAUAGCUCUCGCUGUCCUGGAACUCAAUAUAUAGACCAGGCUGGCCUCAAACUCAGAGAUUUACCUGCCUCUGCCUCCCACGUGCUGGGGUCAAAGGCAUGUGUCACUACACCUGGCUCCUUGUCCACUAUUAAGCAGGGCUGUGAUGAUAAAAAGUUUCUUUGCUUCUGUAGUUGCGCCCGAAUUGUGUCAGCUAUAAAGCUGGGGUAACAGUUCAAACUUGAAUCACAAAAAUGAUCUUGACUAACCACCGACUGAUCUUUUUACCCUACAAGUGAGGAAAUGAGACCCAUUAUUUUUGUUGGUUUUUGUGGGGCUGAAGCUAGGUGACUGAAGGAUGCUCAAAGGUAUAUGAUUAUGAUUGAUCUCUGGUCUUGUUGAUGUUUGUAGAUCUUACACCUGUCUAAGUCAUUCUCUUUUGCCUUUGGGAAGCGUCAUAACUUCAGGGGGUACUGUUGACAUCUUGAAACUAUGUGCAGUGGAAAGUUUGGAGAAGAUAUUUACAAUAUAUAAAAUAAGCAACAUAGUAAAAGAUAUAAAACUAGCUGGGCAUGGUGGUAUGUAGUUGGCUUUUUAAUUUUUUUUAACUCUUUGGGGGCCCACCACCCAGCUCCCAAAUAAAUACACAGAGAUUUAUUCUUAUUUAUGAAUGCCCAUCCUUAGCUUGGCUUGUUUCUAGCCAGUUUUUCUAACUUAAAUUAUCCAGUGUCUCUUUAACUACAUUUUGCCUCUGGGCUUUUACCUUUAUUCUGUAUAUCUUUCUUUUCAUUUUACUUCGUGGCUGGCUGUGUGGCUGGGUGGCAGGCCCCUAGCCCCUCCUCCUUUUCUCACUCCUCCCCUGCUCUUCUCUAAAUCUCACCUCCUGUUUAUUCUCUCUGCUACCAGCCCUGCCUAUUCUUUCUCCUGCAUAGCUAUUGGCUGUUUAGCUCUUUAUUAGACCAAUCAGAUGCUUUAGGCAGGCAAAGUAACAAAGCUUUACAGAAUUAAAUAAAUGCAACAUAAAAGAAUGCAACAUGCCUUUACAUCAUUAAACAAAUAUUCUAUAGCAUAAGUGAAUGUAACACAUUUUAAACUAAUAUUCCAUAACAGUGGUACACACUUUUAAUCCCAACACUCAGGAGGCAUAAGCAGGAGGAACUCCAUGAGUUUGAAGCCAGCCUACAUAGCAAGUUCCAGGACAGCCAAGGCUAUAUAUAUAGUAAGAUCUUGUCUUGGCACAAUCACACGAGAGAGAGAGAGAGAGAGAGAGAGAGAGAGAGAGAGAGAGAGAGAGAGAGAGAGAGGAGAGGUUCCCAAGGAGUCCCAGUGUUUUUUAUUUAUUUUUAAUUUUCAUUUUUAUUGUAUAUGUAUGAAUGCUUUGCCUACAUAUGUAUCUGUGCACUGCGUGCAUGCCUUGUGCCAGUGGAGGCUAGAUGAGGGUAUCAAAUGUCUUGGAACUGUAGUUACAGAUCAUUGUAUACAACCAUAUGGAUGCUGGGAAUCAAACUCAGGUCCUCUGAAACAGCAUCCAGUGCUUUUAACUGCUGAGGCAAAUCUCUAGCUAUUUAGAAAAAGGUACUGCAUAGAGAAGCAUCAUCAACAUGCAAAAGACCUUUUUUUAUAAAGAAAUAUAAAGGGGAUAAAGAGAACUGCAUGAUUAUUAUAAACUGGAUUCUUUGUGCUACAAAACAGAGGUUUGAGUUAUGUGAUCUCCGUUCCUCUAUAGGCAUUGACUUAUUUUGGACCUAUUAUUAGAUAAACUAAGUCUGACAGCCCUGGCUAUGCUCCUUGGCUUACAGAUUUGCUCUCAUCUUCUCUAAAGGAAAACACUGGAUAAAACACCAUUCAGGGUUCAGUUCUACUGCUCCUACAUUACUCACCUCUUAGAUGAUUGCAAGACUUCUAUUUUAGAGGUGCCAUAGUAAAGUCCCCAGCUUCAAGCCCUGCCUAAGGUAUUAUUCUGUAUUUGCAUCAGUUACGCCAGCUUGUACUGUGCAGGAGGCUGGACAACCCCAUUCCCGUGUGCCUCCUGGCCUCUGCAGGUUUAAGGCAUGGGGCUGGAGGGGGAAGAAGUGAUGCUGAUGAAUCCAAGAAACUUUAUAUUUAUUUAUUUAUAUUUAUAUUUGAGUGACUUAUAGUCUUCCAGGUAAGGAAUUGAAUCUUAUCUUUUCCUGUGCUCCUGAAAUACUACCUACGAUAAUCCACCCAACUUCUAGGUAAGUCUUUGGAGAGUUGAGAAAUCAUUUAUGACAUAAAGAACACCUUGGCAUGCUUGGUUCUUCCCCAGGUUGCUUGAUUAGAAAGCAGGCUUUCUUCUGGGAGACACCUUUCCCUUCUGAGCAGUGACGUUCUUUAUUCACCAAAGAGGACAUAAAAAUUGGUCUGAGAACAAAGCCCUCCAACUCACUCAUAUUGCAAGCAGCUGAGCUGCCCACAGGCUAAGGCUGUACCACAAAAGCAUUGGCAAGCUGUGAACUGUUUCUGCCAUUUGGACAGCCCCAUGCUUUGUGGAAGGGCCUAGAAGUUAUCCCCCGUCCCUAGAGUCUUUGCUUGCUUUCUUUUUCCUACCCUAGUAGCACAUGGCCUUGAGAGCUAGGCUUCAGUUACACCCUCAGGGAAGUCAUAUUAUUCUGGCAACUUGAAUGAAAUCGUGUUUUCGGUUGGUCCAGUCUAAACAGUGUCUCUGAAAAGCCUAAAGUUUCCAAAUGAUGAAUAAAUGAAGA
Molecule: messenger RNA, 6320 nt
Organism: Chionomys nivalis (European snow vole)
Lineage: Eukaryota; Metazoa; Chordata; Mammalia; Rodentia; Cricetidae
Gene: Asb13
Product: ankyrin repeat and SOCS box containing 13
Exons: 7
Coding region: 114-1031 (305 amino acids)
Biological process (GO): protein ubiquitination; positive regulation of protein catabolic process; intracellular signal transduction
Molecular function (GO): protein binding
Source: RefSeq, a predicted model, not a curated record